This is a messenger RNA of Pipra filicauda (Wire-tailed manakin), 954 nucleotides long. Its product is annotated as skin secretory protein xP2-like. The record is from RefSeq and is a predicted model, not a curated record. The transcript has 2 exons. The coding region runs from base 77 to 901 and encodes 274 amino acids. Lineage: Eukaryota; Metazoa; Chordata; Aves; Passeriformes; Pipridae.
CUCCCUGGGCAGUCAUUCCAAUGUUUAACAAUCCACUCUGUGAAGAAAUUCCUCCUCAAUAAGCUGGAGCGAAGGGAUGCCAUCUAGAGGGACCUUGACAGGCCUGAGAGGAGGAAACCAAGACGGAGGAUGCGCGUCCAUGGUCGUGGGAGAAGACACCGUUCCCGUCCCGGACCCGCUCAAGUUCCUCCCCGAGGGCGCCUUCCACACCCCGGCGGCACCUACGGCCGGGGCCCGGGGGCCACAGCGGGGCCGGGGCUCCUCGGCGAAAGCCGCGGCCCGAGGCCCCCGAGUAGAGGCGGCGGAGCGGCGCCCCAGCUGCCACCGAAGCAGAGGGCGGUGGAGGGGCCGCCACCCACCUGCCGGGAGACCCAAGCCAGGAGAGAAGGUGCGAACCCCUGGCGGAGGCGAGGCGGCGCCCACACCCCGCCCCGCAGGGAGACAGGCAGGCGCCCCCGGCGGCAGCGUGCGGCUGACCCGGCUCCCUCCCUGCCCCGAGCCCCGGGAAGGCGCCGCACGGCGAGGACGGCGGCCGGCGCUCACCUGUCUGCUUGUCCCGGAUACCGGCCGCCAUCUUCCCGCCCGCCGUCCCGGCCGCACCGCCCCGCCCCGCCCGCCGCCUGCGCAGCCGCCGGGACACGUGGCGGCCCCUGCGCGGGGGGCGGGCCCGGCCCGGCCGCGCCUCCGGCCCCGCCAGGUGCGCAGGGAGCGGCCGUGCGGGAACUGCUGCUUACGGUCCGGCGGGGGGGCCUGCGCUUUAGCCCGGCUGACAGCGGCAUUUUCCACCUUUCCCCACCCCCGAGCAAAAAGCCGCAGGAGCAGUGUUUGCUCUCGCACUGAAGUUUCAUGGAGGGAACUGGAACAGCUCGGAUGCAAGCAGCUGAGCUGCACUCGGAUUUGAGUACAUGAAAGGACUCAAGUUUCAAAACCAGCCAGCUAGCUAUAAAUAAAGUC